Molecule: messenger RNA, 361 nt
Organism: Paramuricea clavata
Lineage: Eukaryota; Metazoa; Cnidaria; Anthozoa; Malacalcyonacea; Plexauridae
Source: the annotation of a GenBank genome assembly
AUGGAUGAACUCCUAGAUGAUAGAUAUGGGGAAGGAGAAAUCCUUGAUCGAGAAUGCCCAGUCUGUGGGUAUUCUAAGAAAUACAACUCAGCAUGCACUACGGGCAAGAAAGUUGUGUGGCAGUGUACUGUCAAGAAGACAGUUAUCAAUGCAACGCCUGUGGAUACACAGAAGGUAAUAAAAGCUCAGCAAUGUUUGUUGAUUAGCUGGCUAAUUGAUAUUAUGGGACACAUCUUUUUCGAAGAUUGCGGAAAAGCUACCAAACUCCCUGGGCAGCUUUCUGAAGAAAAUGAUUUUUGCAUCGUUUUUGAGCGGAACACUUCCCAGUCUCAAUUCCAAAAUUGCUGACAAAAAUGCAUGA